Messenger RNA from Anneissia japonica, 760 nucleotides. Its product is annotated as cellular retinoic acid-binding protein 1-like. Gene Ontology annotation, molecular function: fatty acid binding. The coding region runs from base 163 to 573 and encodes 136 amino acids. NCBI's taxonomy places the organism in Eukaryota, Metazoa, Echinodermata, Crinoidea, Comatulida, Comatulidae. The record is from RefSeq and is a predicted model, not a curated record. Gene Ontology annotation, cellular component: nucleus; cytosol. The transcript has 3 exons. Gene Ontology annotation, biological process: fatty acid transport.
GGAGAUAACCUGGAUCAUAUUUACAUAUUGUAUCUUUGGCCGAAGUCCCCUAUUUGCAAGUAUAAAUUGAGAGAGCGUCAAUAUUUCUGUCUCUCUGAUUGUCACUCGUCGCCUCAUCAGCUACUUUCGUCUCGGUAACCAAAGCAGCAUAAUAAUACAAAAAUGGCCAACUUUUCUGGAACCUGGAAGUUGAAGGAAGCACAAAACUUUGAAGAACUUUUGGAGAAAGUGGGCAUCACACCAGAACUAAAGGCAAAGUUGUCUUCUAGUGACGCUGUCCCAACGGUAGAGAUCAAACAGGAUGGAGACAAUUUCACCAUCAAAACCAUCACCAAGCUCAAAACCAGGGAGAACUCAUUUAAGGUUGGCGAGACAUUCGUUGAUCAAGACAUUAAAGAAAUAAAGGGCAUUGACGUAACAGUCAAAUCAGCGUGGGAAGGAGGAAAGCUGGUUUUAACCAACGCCAAAGAAGCCACCGGCACCAAAGCCGAAAGGGAGCUUGUGAACGGUGAAAUGCACGUUACUUUCACCUACCAAGGAGUAGUUGCCAAAAGAAUUUUUACUAAGGCUUAAUCUUUGAAUGCGUGUUAAAUGAACGGAAUGUUAGAACUUUUAUUUUAAAAGAGGAACAGAACGUGAUGAGACGUUAAAAUAACCGUACUAUCCAGCUUUGGACAUUUUUAUAUCCACCGGCAGGCCUGCUUGCUAAUAGCAAUGUAAACAAGCAAUCCAAAAUAAAAUCUAUUUUCACUGAAUAAAA